Messenger RNA from Athalia rosae (coleseed sawfly), 3137 nucleotides. RefSeq names its product modular serine protease-like. Lineage: Eukaryota; Metazoa; Arthropoda; Insecta; Hymenoptera; Athaliidae. Gene Ontology annotation, biological process: proteolysis. Bases 328 to 2961 code for a protein of 877 amino acids. Gene Ontology annotation, molecular function: protein binding; serine-type endopeptidase activity. The record is from RefSeq and is a predicted model, not a curated record. The transcript has 10 exons.
AAAUAAGAAGAAGAGGAAGAAGAGAUCAGAUACCAGCUUUACGCUUUGAACUUCGCUUCGAACAGACGUUAGACGGGUUCCUUUUCAGCGCCAGAUGCUCCUAGGGAGAGGAGGGGUGAUAGUCUAACGCCUAAUCUACAAAGAACUUUAGAAAAAAAAGAACGAAACCGUUGAACCGUGGUUCACUAUAAUAAACUAAGUGCCAUAAUUAAUACUUAAUAAAUUAGUCCAGUGAGGUGAAAAUCAUUUAAUUCUUACGCUGGAUUUGUGAACCCGGUUAAGUCCUGUUACGAUUUUGCUGCAGUUUUAUUACUGCAGGUUUUCUACAUGCUGUUUAAUACCAGAGCCUGUUUUCUGCUGGCUGCUGUUGCUGCGGCGGUCAUCGAGGUGUCAUGCGGUGACAGUGAUGGGACGGACAAACGGGAAAAGAGACAAUUAAACCUGAAUUUUGGGACCUCGGUUGGACGAAGCUCCCAAAGUUCGGUGGAUACUUAUGGAGCCUCCAGAAAUGCAGGAACCAGAGGACGAGGCCAGGGAUUUGCAGGACAAGCUCCAGGAAGAGGAUCAAGCCUUGACAGAAAUCCCAAUCUCCAGGGAGGAGCCGUUGGUGCUUAUUCAAAUUCUCAGGGUACGCCAGAGAUUGGAGGGCGCAUGGGAGGAACAUCAGAAAAUACAGGUCUAAGCGUAAAUCUGUUAGGAAAUGUUAUGCUUGGAUUAGGGGGAGGAUCACAGACAACUAGUCUUCCUGGGGGAACGGCGAAUACAGGGUAUAAUCGUGGUGGUCAACAAAGUAGCGGGGGUCUCCUGAGCCUCGGAAUAGGUUCGCAGACGGGGGGUGGCGGUUUGUUGGGUCUGGGAGGUGGAUCUCAAAGUGGAGGAUCUCUCCUUAACGUCGGAGCAUCGAUGCAAGCUGGUUAUGGGUCGGGGCAGAGCCCUGCAUAUAAUAACAGGCCAAUUUCAGGAGGUCAGGUACAACCCUCCGGUGGUUUGAGUCCUAGCUACGACAAUGGUGCUUUGCAGCCCACUCAAUCAGGAGAUGGAUAUACGAUCGGAAAUCCUCAGGGCAGACCGGGAAACCCGUCAAAUCCACAGCAGGGAAGACCAACAGGCCCCCAGCAAAACGGGAGACCUCCACAGAGUAACGCCGGUCAAAAUGGGAGACCAACUGGACAGUCACAAGGCUUUCAACCUGGAAGACCAGGUGCUGAAACUGAUGUAGGUCAGAACUAUAGGCCGACGGGAGGAUAUCCGGAUGGAGAACAAAUUGUGAGACCUGGACAGGCAACCGGGCACCAGAACACCAGACCAGGCGAUGUAGCUGAUAACUCGCAAGAUUAUGAUUCUAUAAACGGCUAUUCUCAGGGUAGGCCUACAGGACCACAGAAUAAUGGAAAUAAUGGCAAUAAUGGCAAUAAUGGCAAUAAUGGCAACAACGGAAGACCUUCUGGAGGAACGCAACCUGAAGAUUUUGGAGAUGGAGUCGAUAUCUACAACGGAGGUCCUGCUGCUGAUGCUCGUCCGCAGCAAGGUGGUGGCAACAAGAAAAAAUGCCGUGGAAACCAGUACACAUGCAGAAAUCGUGAAUGCGUUGCUAAAAAUGCAAGAUGUAACGGUGUUAAUGAGUGUAGAGAUGGAUCUGAUGAAGUGAACUGCUUCUCGGGACAGAACCGUCCAGCAGUGGACUAUGAAGUGACAGCGUCACCGUUUGGUCCUACGACAGCGAGUCCUUCGCGCGGUUGCAGGUAUCCAGAACCCUUAGUGGGGGGUGUCUUUGAACUCGACACUUGCAAAUUACCAUGCGACCUUUCACCAGGUACUAAAGUACCAAUCAGUAGCUUCCUUACCUACAAGUGCAACGAAGGAUACACCCUGAAGGGGAAUAAUGUAUCCUUCUGUCAUGAUGAUAAGUGGUACUUACCACCAACUUGUGUCAAAACUUGUCCACCCCUGAAAUCCAACAGCGUGGACAUUGUCUGCAAAUUGAAAGGAGAGACUGUUUCCUGCGAAUCAGCAAUAACACCUGGCACAAAGGCAACUCUUGCUUGCAAACCUUCGUACAAAAUACCGCUUUCUGACGAUCCUGCUUACAGAGAAAUCAACUGUCUAGAGGACGGAGUCUGGGAUCGAACGCUUUUCCGUUGUCUACCUGAAUGUGGAACAGCAAUCGCUCACGGCAACACCUUGAUCGUCAACGGGUUCACAGCUAAAUUAGGGGUAUUCCCAUGGCACGUGGGAAUAUAUGAUAGAGGGUCCUCCGACGACUAUCAACACAUAUGUGCAGGGACUUUAGCGAGUCAUAGUCUGGUGAUAUCGGCUGCUCAUUGUUUCUACGAUGAUACUGUUAACGAAGUUACGGAUGCAAGCAGAUACGCGGUGGCUGCUGGAAAGCAUUAUCGCAACUACAAUAUGCCCGAGAAGUACGUGCAGAAAUCUGACGUGAAAUCUAUCGAAGUAGCGAGCCGAUACUUCGGAGCUAGUGGAAACUUCGCCGAGGAUAUUGCUCUCGUUCGUUUAUUAACUCCUUUCGUUCUUACGACUUUGGUAAGACCGAUCUGCCUAGACUGGGACAAUAUGUAUGAAAGAGUACAGCUACAAAGUGGGCAGGUUGGAAAGGCUGUUGGUUGGGGAAAAACUGCAGAGGGGCAACCAAGUGUCGAACUUCAGGAGAUAAACUUGCCUUAUAUUCCAUAUCAAGAGUGCGUAUCUGCAGUUCCAGAAGAAUUCAAAGGCUAUGUAACCGCAGAUAAAUUUUGCGCUGGUUACUUGAAUGGGUCAAGCCUCUGUGAGGGUGACAGCGGCGGCGGCCUUUGUUUCCAGUUACACGGUCUUUGGUACCUUCGGGGUAUCGUGAGCGUAAGUCCCGUCCAUGAAAAUACUUGUGAUAAUAAUUAUUACACAGCUUUUACCAACGUUGGACGUUUCCGGGAGUGGAUUCGUGCUGCGUACGUCAACGAGUCGUGAAAAAGUGAAUGACUAAAAAUGGUAUGAACAAUACGUAAAAAUUCAACUUUGCCGCUGACGUGAAAAUGCAUUUGUCAUAAAACUCCGACGUUUUAACUUCAGAACGAGAAUUGUAUAGGUAAAAAAAUGUAGGUUUCACUUCAAUUUAACAAUGAAUAUACAUUAUUAUACAUCAA